This is a messenger RNA of Fraxinus pennsylvanica, 360 nucleotides long. The record is from the annotation of a GenBank genome assembly. Lineage: Eukaryota; Viridiplantae; Streptophyta; Magnoliopsida; Lamiales; Oleaceae.
AUGAAUGUUGAUGCAGCUUCUGUACUCCGAUCAUUGAAAGAUCAAUGGGGAAACACGCCCCCGAGUUGGGAUAAAUCAAAUGAUCCUUGUGGAGGUUGGGAUGGAAUUUCCUGUAGCAACUCCACCUUACGGGUCCCUGCAAUACCGUGGACUCCAAAUCAGAAUUCAUCGUGGGGUACUGCCACAGUUUAUGAGAAAAUGGUUGCCAACACUGGAUCAGUUGGUAGCUGGGGAACAAGUAGAAAUGAUACGAGUGGAAGCAAGGAAGCUUGGAACAAAAUUGGAGUUUCAUCAGAGAAUGAGACCCGUGGUUUAUUGGUCUUCAUGGAGUGCCAGAGAAGCAGCCAUAGAAUAAGAUAA